AUAUUAUUGGCGUUAGGUUCUAUUUUUGUUGGUACAUUACUAAGAUGGGCUGAAAAGACCGAAAUGAUUGAAGCCAUUGGUGGAAUUAUGUCUUCUAUAAUCGUUGGUGCAGGCACACUCGUGACUACUAUUAUUACUGCAAUUUUAAAUAUACCAUCGGAUAAAGAACCUGAUGAAGCUCAUUCGGCAAAUGUCACUGAUAUAAUAUUUAAGCCGAUGUUCUUACAUAUCCCUGAUGAUAUUCUGUAUGGAUUUGGAACAAUAUCGAAAACAAAGGAAUCAAUCCAUGCGAAAUUUAUCCAAAUAAAUACCUUUUCCAUUAUAGACAGAGAUCUUGAUCGAAAAUUAAGACAUAGUAUAAUGAUUCUUGGAGAAGUAGAAUUAGAUUACGCAAAGGAGGCAAAUGUUUCAAACUCAAAUGCGAAUUUGAAGGAAAAGAAAGAUUUGCAGAAAUUUUUGAAGAAAAAAUUGGAUGAUGGUUAUAGUGGUGAAAAUUAUGUGUGA
Messenger RNA from Dentiscutata erythropus, 504 nucleotides. NCBI's taxonomy places the organism in Eukaryota, Fungi, Glomeromycota, Glomeromycetes, Diversisporales, Gigasporaceae. The record is from the annotation of a GenBank genome assembly.